GCGGGGCGGGGCGGCGCGCGGAGAGGCCGGCGCGGACGGGAAGGGGCCGGCGGCGGCGGCGGCCAAUGCGAAACUGGCUGGUGCUGCUCUGCCCCUGUGCGGUCGGGGUCGCGCUGCACCUCUGGCUGCUGCUCGGCGGCACCGGGACGGGCCCGGCAGGUCCACUGGCCUUCUUCCCUCAGUGGAAGCUGAAACAUUAUGAUGUUAUUGUAGGUGUUUUGUCAGCCCGACACAAUCAUGAACUGCGCAGUGUUAUAAGGAACACUUGGUUCAAGCACCUAAAACAACAUCCUGCACUGAGCCAACGUGUCCUUGUGAAGUUUAUAAUAGGUGCGCAUGGUUGUGCUGUGCCGGUGGAGGACAGAGAAGACCCCUACUCCUGCAAACUUCUGAACAUCAGUAACCCAGUUUUGAAUCAGGAAAUCGAAGCAUUCAAUCUCCCUGAGGAUGUACCUUCUGUGCUGUCUGAAGACAGAACUGUCAGUGUGAACUUCCGUGUGCUUUACCCCAUUGUCAUUACCAGUCUUGGGGUAUUUUAUGAGGCUGAUGGGGUGGGAUUCCAGAGGAACAUCACUGUAAAACUGUACCAGGCAGAACAUGAGGAAGCUCUCUUCAGUGCUCGCUUUAGUCCACCAAGCUGUGGAGUGCAAGUGAACAGAUUGUGGUACAAGCCAGUUGAGCAGUUCAUUUUGCCAGAGAGUUUUGAAGGUACUAUUGUGUGGGAAAGUCAAGAUCUUCAGGGUCUUGUUUCAAGAAACCUUCAUAAAGUGAUGGUGAAUGAUGGAGGGGGUGUUUUCAGAGUCAUUACAGCAGGGGAAGGGUCUCUUCCACAUGAACUCACAGAAGGUGUGGAGGGAAUAGCAGGUGGUUUUAUCUACACUAUUCAAGAAGGCGAUGCUCUUUUAAAAAGCCUCCAUACUCGCCCAGAAAGGUUUACAAGUCACAUAAAAAAUCUUGAAAAUGAAGAUGCUUUAUUGAAAGAAGAAAGCAGUACCUAUGACGAUAUUGUUUUUGUAGAUGUUAUUGACACUUACAGAAAUGUUCCAGCCAAACUGCUGAACUUCUACCGAUGGACAGUUGAAUCAACAAGUUUUGAUUUAUUGCUGAAGACAGACGAUGACUGUUACAUUGAUUUGGAGGCUGUUUUUAACAGGAUAAAGCAGAUAAAGUUGGACAGGCCAAACAUUUGGUGGGGCAAUUUCAGACUGAAUUGGGCUGUUGAUCGAACUGGGAAAUGGCAAGAGCUGGAGUAUCCAAGUCCUGCGUAUCCAGCCUUUGCCUGUGGGUCUGGCUACGUCAUCUCCAAAGACAUUGUUCAAUGGCUGGCAAGCAACUCUGAAAGAUUAAAGACGUACCAGGGUGAAGAUGUGAGUAUGGGCAUCUGGAUGGCAGCUGUGGGACCCAAGCGAUAUCAAGACAGUCUCUGGUUGUGUGAGAAGAUGUGCGAGAGUGGCAUGCUGUCCUCCCCCCAGUAUUCUCCACAGGAACUGAACGAGCUGUGGAGAUUAAAGGAACUGUGUGGAGAUCCUUGUAGAUGUGAGGAAAGAUGAUGGACUUGCCUUGGAAAACCGGGUAGCGUAUAAUGAUCAUGGAAAAGUGUAUAUUUGGAUUCAUUCUUGGAACAAUAAGGAAUAUUAAGGUGUCUUUUAAUGUUGGGUUUUGACUAAAGUAUAACAAUAUUUGCAUAUCCUUUUUGAUAAUUACGAGUGGACUGAUACUCCUCCUUUUCUGUAGUAGGUGUUGAUCUGACAAAACCCAAAAUGUUUAAGAUAAAAACUUUCCAUUUUAUAUAAAAUCAAAGUCCUACUUGUAAUUAAUAAAUGCACAUAAGAAUGCCAACUAGCCUGUCUUUUGUAAAUUAAAGUCCUACCGAUUUAAGUCAGUAUAGAGCUGUACCAGGAUCCAGCAGAGAGCCAUAUGCAGCACCAGAGCAUUUGGUAAGUCAAGUCUUGCUGAAGGAGGUUCUGUGCUGGCUGAGGGACUGCCCUCAUCUGUGCAGGGGCUGAGACAGCUAGGGGUUAGGAUUUACUUUUAGUUUUAUACCAUUGUCAUUUUAGAUAAAAACAGUAUCAAAGUUUGCUUAUACCAAAUCUGGAAGUACUGCAAACUUGGCCUGAUUUGGAGGGAUUUCUGAUAGCUCAGUGUGGUGUUGUACAAAUCUGAGGGUACAUGAGUGAAAGUAAAAUAAGACUGAGGUACAGCACGCUAAAGAAUGUGAAAUAAAUAGCAAUGCCUUGCAGUAUGCUGAGAACUUAUUUAUACUGUGGUAUGUUAACACUGU
Messenger RNA from Cuculus canorus (common cuckoo), 2281 nucleotides. It is a transcript of the gene B3GALNT2, whose product is annotated as beta-1,3-N-acetylgalactosaminyltransferase 2. Bases 66 to 1550 code for a protein of 494 amino acids. NCBI's taxonomy places the organism in Eukaryota, Metazoa, Chordata, Aves, Cuculiformes, Cuculidae. The record is from RefSeq and is a predicted model, not a curated record. Gene Ontology annotation, cellular component: membrane. Gene Ontology annotation, molecular function: hexosyltransferase activity. The transcript has 12 exons.